Molecule: messenger RNA, 1452 nt
Organism: Durusdinium trenchii
Lineage: Eukaryota; Dinophyceae; Suessiales; Symbiodiniaceae
Source: the annotation of a GenBank genome assembly
AUGUCCGGCGUGAUGGCGAUGCCAGUGGCCACCCUCCGUGCGACCGCGACCACGCCAGUGGUUGCGGGCAUUGGACACGUGGCCCAGCCUGUUCCAGAGCGUGGUGCCAAGCUGGUGCUUUGCGCCGGUGCCUCCUUCCCCGAAGGCCGGAAGCUCCGUGUGGCCGUGGUGGGCGGCGGCCCGGCCGGCGCCAGCUGCGCCGACCAGCUGGCGAAGGAUGGCGUGGAGACCUUCUUGAUCGAGCGCAAGAUGGACAACUGCAAGCCCUGUGGCGGCGCGAUCCCCUUGUGCAUGAUUGAUGAGUUUGAUUUGCCCAAGGACAUCGUGGACCGUCAGGUGCGGAAGAUGACGAUGAUCUCCCCGACCAACAAGGAGGUCCAAAUCGGCCAGACCCUGAAGGACGAUGAGUUCAUCGGCAUGGUCCGACGCGAAGUCUUGGAUGACUUCCUACGCCAGCGCGCCAAGAAGAACGGCGCCACGCUCAUCAACGGCCUCUUCAUCGGCAUGAGCCUGCCACAGAACAAGGGCGACUCUUACCUUUUGACCUACAACGACUACGAGGGCCAGGAGGGCAAUGCUCGCAAGGGUGAGACGAAGACCCUGGAGGUCGAUGUGGUCAUCGGCGCCGACGGCGCGAACUCGCGCGUGGCCAAGGACAUCGAGGCCGGCGACUACGAGUACGCGAUUGCAUUCCAAGAGCGCAUGACCAUCCCUGAUGACAAGAUGGAGUAUUACAAGGACCGCGCUGAGAUGUAUGUGGGCGAGGAUGUUUCGCCCGACUUCUACGCGUGGGUCUUCCCGAAGUGCGACCACGUGGCUGUGGGCACCGGCACCGUGGUGGACAAAAAGGGCAUCAAGCUCUACCAGCAGGGCAUCCGCGACCGCGCCGCGCCGCGGAUCGAGGGUGGCAAGAUCAUCCGAGUGGAGGCGCACCCGAUCCCGGAGCAUCCGCGCCCUUGGCGUGUGAAGGACCGCUCCAUCCUGGUGGGCGAUGCCGCGGGCUACGUGACCAAGUGCUCCGGCGAGGGCAUCUACUUCGCGGCCAAGAGUGGGCGCAUGUGUGCCGAGACCAUUGUGAAGAAUUCCCAGCAGGGCGCCCGCAUGAUCGACGAGGCAGACCUGAUGGAGCACCUGCGCGAAUGGGACGGCAAGUAUGGCCCCACCUACCUGGUCCUCGACUUGCUCCAGAAGGUCUUCUACACCAGUGAUGCUGCCAGGGAGAGCUUCGUGGAGCUUUGCGAGGAAGAAUAUGUGCAGAAGGCGCAGAUCCGACGCAGAAACGGCGUGAGCGAACAAGGGGACGUGCGGAACGUGACCUUUGACUCCUACCUCUACAAGACGGUGCAGGGCAACGAUCCUGUGGGCGAUCUGAAGUUGGGCUGGAAGACCCUGAGCUCCUUGUACAAGUUCAACAACCAGAAGACCCCGGACCCCAUGCGCACUCUUGCCUAA